AUGCGAGCUGCCAUGAGCCACAAGUUUGGUCGUGACCACAAGCUUGGGACACAACCAUGGUCACAACAUCCAACAAUCCCUGGAAAGUCCAUCGGAAACCCAUUGCUCUCAGUCACAGUCUCACAAUACAUGGUUAGUCUCCAUCGAAGAAAGGUACGGUCUGGGGAGGCUGUUACAAGUGCUCGAGCCAUGGACAAAGCAACUAUGAAGCACCUGUGGGAUUUUCUCUGGGCAACACCACGCAAAGAGUACGGGCCAACAUCUUGCAAGCGAAAGGCUGAAAAUCCAGCAGAGUGGGCAGGAUUCACGAUUCACAGUAUGCUCCUGCUACUUUAUUUGGUUUCAAUGAUCUGUCUCCUGCGCUAUGACAAGGCCCUGCGGAUCACCUGGGCAGAUAUCACAUUCCAAGGUGAGGGCUUCCAACCUGCUGACUUCCGUGUGAGACUCGAACUGCCAUUCAGAAAAACCCAUCAAUAUGGAGGGAUAGCACCAUUCUAUGUGUAUGCUGACGAGCAACGUCUGUGGAUGUGCUUGGUGCGAAUGUUUGCAGUGUGGUGGAUGUUAGCAAGGGAGAGGUGUGAGAAUCUCGAUGGGUUUAUUUUUCGGAAGAAAAUUGGUACCGACAGUAUUAGUGUGAAUCCCACAGAUGGUAUGACCUCUGAUGCAUUCCUUGAGUGUUUUCGCAAUAACCUCCUGGAUAUUGGCGUGGACCCACGUCCUUAUGGUACUCACUCCUUCCAACGAGGUGGAUGUCAAUUCUUAUACAAGGUAUGCAGAUGGGACUUUGGAGACAUAUGUGAUUGGGGAGGAUGGGCCGAAAAUUUUGACAAUCCAGGUACAAUCUUCAAGUACCUGUUGUCAUGGAAUGACAAUCCUCGGGAGAAGCGAGAGCACUAUAUGAAUCCUAAUAUGCCAAGGAAAGACCCUUGCCAUGCUUGUGGUAGAACCUGUCAUUGUGCUUGA
This is a messenger RNA of Suillus bovinus, 963 nucleotides long. RefSeq lists its product as uncharacterized. Gene Ontology annotation, biological process: DNA recombination; DNA integration. NCBI's taxonomy places the organism in Eukaryota, Fungi, Basidiomycota, Agaricomycetes, Boletales, Suillaceae. The record is from RefSeq and is a predicted model, not a curated record. The coding region runs from base 1 to 963 and encodes 320 amino acids. The transcript has 5 exons. Gene Ontology annotation, molecular function: DNA binding.